GGCUGCCGUAGUUCGCGUUUCCACCUGGUCGCCCGGCGGCUAUGGCGGCUGUUCCGAAGCCGGUGCUGCUAGGACUUCGAGAUGCGCCAGUGCACGGCAGCCCCACAGGGCCGGACGCCUGGACUGCUAGCAAGCUGGGCGGCAUUCCGGAUGCUCUGCCCACCGUGGCUGCGCCCAGGCCCGUGUGUCAGCGCUGUGGGAAGCGGCUCGCCCUGGUCGUGCAGGUGUACUGCCCGCUGGAAGGCUCCUCGUUUCACCGGCUGCUGCACGUGUUCGCGUGCGCCUACCCCGGCUGCAGCACCGGCGGUGCGCGCAGCUGGAAGGUGUUCCGCUCCCAGUGCCUGCAGGUGCCAGAGAGAGAGACUCAAGACGCUCAGAAACAGGAAAACAGCCUUGCAGCUGAGGACUGGUGUGAAGGUGCAGAUGACUGGGGAAGUGACACUGAGGAGCUGCCUUUACCGCAGCUUACCUUGGAUUCUAGGAAUGAUGCCAACAGUGCCAAAGACAUAGACUGGACUGCUCGGCUGCAAGACCUCCACCUGCAGGAUGCUGUCCUGGGUGCUGCCCCUCCUGCGCCUCCUGGGAUGCCACCAUUCCUGCCCUACUACAUCUGUGUUGCAGACGAGGAUGAUUACAGGGACUUUGUCAACCUGGAUCAUGCCCACAGCCUUCUGAGGGACUAUCAGCAGAGAGAAGGAAUUGCCAUGGAUCAGUUGCUUUCCCAAAGCCUUUCUAAUGAUGGUGAUGAGAAAUAUGAGAAGACUAUAAUUAAAAGUGGAGAUCAGACGUUUUACAAAUUCAUGAAGCGAAUUGCUGCUUGUCAGGAGCAGAUUUUAAGGUAUUCAUGGAGUGGAGAGCCACUGUUUUUGACCUGCCCUGCAUCAGAAGUCACCGAGCUCCCCGCCUGCAGCCAGUGUGGAGGCCAAAGGAUAUUUGAGUUUCAGCUUAUGCCAGCACUGGUCAGCAUGCUCAAGAGUGCUAAUUUAGGUCUUUCUGUGGAAUUUGGAACAAUUCUAGUUUAUACAUGUGAGAAGAGUUGCUGGCCCCAAAAUCAUCAGACCCCCAUCGAAGAAUUUUGUAUUAUACAAGAAGACCCAGAUGAAUUAUUGUUUAAGUAGACCAUUUCCUUUUAUCAAUGUAAAUUAAAACAAAUUUUUAUGUCCAAA
Messenger RNA from Saimiri boliviensis boliviensis (Bolivian squirrel monkey), 1166 nucleotides. RefSeq names its product programmed cell death 2 like (gene PDCD2L). The record is from RefSeq and is a predicted model, not a curated record. Gene Ontology annotation, cellular component: cytoplasm. Gene Ontology annotation, biological process: apoptotic process. NCBI's taxonomy places the organism in Eukaryota, Metazoa, Chordata, Mammalia, Primates, Cebidae.